AUGAGUUCACCGCUUCACGAUAACCCGGCUUCUGGCAACCGGGGUACUGCCCCCCGGUCGAGCCGCAAGCGUUCGCGCGCCGCCGACGAUGCGACCCCAUCCUCUGCACCUGGCUCUAGCCCCAUGCCGUCCUCUCCGCCAGCGCCUUUCGAUAUGAAUCACGGUGUCGAGGACGACGACGAGAUCGAGGAAGAGGCUGAGAUCCAGGAUGACAUUGAUGAGCUCGAUGAAAUGGCCGACGAUGAAGUCGACCUCUUCCGUGAAGGAUUCGAGGCCGAUUACCGAGAGCGGGAAGGCGAUGCGUAUGAAGGCGAGGAUAUCGAUGAUGACGGCGACUUCGACGACAUGGACCUCGGCGCCAGGCGAAGACUGGAAGCCCAGCUCAACAGGAGAGAUAUGGAAGUCGCCCGGAGGCAGAGGCUGCCCGCCGCAUUCCUUCCCGGCGACGAUGAAGACGGCGAUAUCGACCUGAUGGCGCAGCCUCGCCGUCGCCGUCAUCACUACGACGAGGACCCCGACGACGGCAUGGAUGCCGACAUCAUGGACGAAGAGCUCUCGCUGGAGGCUCUUGGCGAUGUCAAGGCCUCGAACCUCACGGAAUGGGUCUCGCUUUCACCGGUGCAGAGGACCGUCAAGCGAGAGUUCAAGGCUUUCCUGACCUCCUACACCGACGCCUCUGGAUUUUCCGUCUACGGCAACCGGAUCCGAAACCUCGGCUUGGUCAACGCCGAGUCGCUCGAGGUCUCGUACGAGCAUCUGUCGGAAAGCAAAGCCAUCCUUGCCUACUUCCUCGCCAAUGCGCCGUCGGAGAUGCUCAAGCUCUUCGACGAGGUCGCCAUGGACGUCGUCCUCCUCCACUAUCCCGAUUACGAACGAAUCCACGCCGAGAUCCACGUUCGCAUCUUCGACCUGCCCGUCCACUACACCCUGCGGCAGCUGCGUCAAUCUCACCUCAACUGCCUCGUUCGCGUGAGCGGCGUCGUCACCCGCCGCUCCGGCGUCUUCCCCCAGCUCAAGUACGUCAAGUUCGACUGCUCCAAGUGCGGCGUCACCCUCGGUCCCUUCCAGCAGGAGUCCAACGUGGAGGUGAAAAUCACCUUCUGCCAGAGCUGCCAGUCGCGCGGCCCCUUCACCCUCAACUCGGAGAAGACGGUGUACCGGAACUACCAGAAGUUGACGCUGCAAGAGUCCCCCGGCACCGUCCCUGCCGGUCGCCUGCCCAGGCACCGGGAGGUGAUUCUGCUCUGGGACCUCAUCGACAAGGCGAAGCCUGGCGAGGAAAUCGAGGUGACGGGUAUCUACCGCAACAACUACGACGCCCAGCUGAACAACCGGAACGGCUUCCCCGUCUUCGCCACCAUCCUCGAGGCCAACAACGUGGUCAAGUCGCACGACCAGCUCGCCGGCUUCCGCAUGACGGAGGAGGACGAGCAGGAGAUUCGGAAGCUCUCGCGCGACGCCAACAUCGUCGACAGGAUCGUCAACUCGAUGGCGCCGAGUAUCUACGGACACACGGACAUCAAGACGGCCGUCGCGCUGUCGCUGUUCGGCGGCGUCGCCAAGACGACCAAGGGCCAGCACCACAUCCGAGGCGACAUCAACGUCCUCCUCCUCGGCGAUCCCGGCACGGCCAAGUCCCAGGUGCUCAAGUACGUGGAGAAGACGGCGCACAGGGCCGUGUUCGCGACGGGCCAGGGAGCCAGCGCCGUCGGUCUGACGGCUAGCGUCCGUCGCGAUCCGCUGACGAGCGAGUGGACGCUCGAGGGCGGCGCGCUGGUGCUCGCCGAUCGAGGCACCUGCCUCAUCGACGAGUUCGACAAGAUGAACGACCAGGACAGGACGUCGAUCCACGAGGCCAUGGAGCAGCAGACCAUCUCCAUCUCCAAGGCCGGCAUCGUCACGACGCUGCAGGCGCGGUGCGGCAUCAUCGCCGCCGCCAACCCGCUGGGCGGCCGGUACAACUCGACGAUUCCCUUCUCUGCGAACGUGCAGCUUACAGAGCCUAUCCUGUCGCGAUUCGACAUCCUCUGCGUCGUCCGCGACAUGGUCGAGCCCGCCGAGGACGAGCGUCUGGCGCGCUUCAUCGUCGGCUCCCACGGUCGCAGCCACCCGUCGACGAAGCCGACGGCGACCGUGACAGAAUUGGACGAGGAUGAGGGCGAGGACGAGAGCCAGUCGAUAAGGGAGGGCGAGAUUCCGCAGGAGCUGCUCCGAAAGUACAUCGUCUACGCCCGCGACCGGUGCAACCCGAAGCUGUACCACAUGGACGAGGACAAGGUCGCCCGUCUGUUCUCCGACAUGAGGAGGGAGUCAUUGGCCACGGGCGCCUACCCGAUCACCGUGCGCCAUCUCGAGGCCAUCAUCCGCAUCAGUGAGGCCUUUUGCAGGAUGCGACUGUCGGAGUACUGCACCGCGCAGGACAUCGACCGAGCCAUCGCCGUGACGGUCGACAGCUUCGUCGGCAGCCAAAAGCUCAGCUGCAAGAAGGCACUGGCGCGGGCGUUUGCCAAGUACACGCUGGCGAGGCCGGGGGCUGCGGGACAGCGCCAUUCUCAGAGGCGGUCGGCUGCGGCGAGGGAGUAG
Drechmeria coniospora is the source of this 2583-nucleotide messenger RNA. Its product is annotated as DNA replication licensing factor mcm2. Gene Ontology annotation, biological process: DNA replication; mitotic DNA replication initiation; double-strand break repair via break-induced replication. Gene Ontology annotation, molecular function: ATP binding; single-stranded DNA helicase activity; 3'-5' DNA helicase activity. Lineage: Eukaryota; Fungi; Ascomycota; Sordariomycetes; Hypocreales; Ophiocordycipitaceae. The record is from RefSeq and is a predicted model, not a curated record. The coding region runs from base 1 to 2583 and encodes 860 amino acids. The transcript is spliced from 3 exons. Gene Ontology annotation, cellular component: nucleus; MCM complex.